Molecule: messenger RNA, 2940 nt
Organism: Macaca mulatta (Rhesus monkey)
Lineage: Eukaryota; Metazoa; Chordata; Mammalia; Primates; Cercopithecidae
Gene: MYLIP
Product: myosin regulatory light chain interacting protein
Biological process (GO): ubiquitin-dependent protein catabolic process
Cellular component (GO): cytoskeleton
Molecular function (GO): cytoskeletal protein binding; ubiquitin-protein transferase activity
Source: RefSeq, a predicted model, not a curated record
GGGGCCGCUAUAUCAGAAGAGUCCCUGUCGCGGCGCAGGCAGUUGAGCUGCUGGAGUGCGGCGCCACCGCGGAGGACAGGGGGAGCUGGCGGGCAGUGGGUGAGGGGGUGGCGGGGACGCGAGUGGCGGCCGCGGGGCGCAGGACAAGGGUCCGCAGAGCUGCAGCCUUCGAGGGCCAGCCCUCUCCGAGUCCGGGGCUGGGUCCCAGCCGUGACAAGGCGGCAGCCCUGCGCACACCAAAGAGAAGGCGGCUGUGGCGGCAGCGGCAGCGGCAGCCCCAGCCAUGCUGUGUUAUGUGACGAGGCCGGACGCGGUGCUGAUGGAGGUGGAGGUGGAGGCGAAAGCCAACGGCGAGGACUGCCUCAACCAGGUGUGCAGGCGACUGGGAAUCAUAGAAGUUGAUUAUUUUGGACUGCAGUUUACGGGUAGCAAAGGUGAAAGUUUAUGGCUAAACCUGAGGAACCGGAUCUCCCAGCAGAUAGAUGGGCUAGCCCCUUACAGGCUUAAACUGAGAGUCAAGUUCUUCGUGGAGCCUCAUCUCAUCUUACAGGAGCAGACUAGGCAUAUCUUUUUCUUGCACAUCAAGGAGGCCCUCUUGGCAGGCCACCUUUUGUGUUCCCCAGAGCAGGCAGUGGAACUCAGUGCCCUCCUGGCCCAGACCAAGUUUGGAGACUACAACCAGAACACUGCCAAGUAUAACUAUGAGGAGCUGUGUGCCAAGGAGCUCUCCUCUGCCACCUUGAACAGGAUAGCUUAUCCUGUGGUGCAGAUGGCCACCCAGUCAGGAAAGAAUGUAUAUUUGACGGUCACCAAGGAGUCUGGGAACAGCAUUGUGCUCUUGUUUAAAAUGAUCAGCACCAGGGCGGCCAGCGGGCUCUACAGAGCGAUAACAGAGACGCACGCGUUCUACAGGUGUGACACAGUGACCAGCGCUGUCAUGAUGCAGUAUAGCCGUGACUUGAAGGGCCACUUGGCAUCUCUGUUUCUGAAUGAAAACAUUAACCUUGGCAAGAAAUAUGUCUUUGAUAUUAAAAGAACAUCAAAGGAGGUGUAUGACCAUGCCAGGAGGGCUCUGUACAAUGCUGGCGUUGUGGACCUCGUUUCAAGAAGCAACCAGAGCCCUUCACACUCGCCUCUGAAGUCCUCAGAAAGCAGCAUGAACUGCAGCAGCUGUGAGGGCCUCAGCUGCCAGCAGACCCGGGCGCUGCAGGAGAAGCUGCGCAAGCUGAAGGAAGCCAUGCUGUGCAUGGUGUGCUGCGAGGAGGAGAUCAACUCCACCUUCUGUCCCUGUGGCCAUACUGUGUGCUGUGAGAGCUGCGCCACCCAGCUACAGUCAUGUCCCGUCUGCAGGUCGCAUGUGGAGCACGUCCAGCACGUCUAUCUGCCAACCCACACCAGUCUUCUCAAUCUGACUGUAAUCUAAUCUGUUGUGCUUUUAUUGGACUUGCCAUGUUUCCAUGAACUGCACUAUUAUAAACUAUAAAAAUGAUAGAUUGUGGAGAAAGUAAUUACUCCAACACCCAUCUGCCACGCGAUGUUAAAAAAAAAAAAAAAAAAAAAAGGAGAAAAAUAACACAGCUACUCCUCACUGCAAAAACAUAUCCAUGUGUAGAAUCAACAACUGCAGUGGUGGGGACCAGGAGGAGCUCUGGGACGCAGACAUGUUCCUUGGAUGUUGAUUUUUUUUAUGAUCAAGUAAAAGAAUAGGUAAAGUCUUUGAUGUCAGUGAAGUGGCAACAUAGCCAAAAAGUUGGGUACCUUUUAGGAAAUGAUGUUGUAAGUCUCCUUAAUGUAUCCCGAGGUAAGUUUCCUACUGGCAGCAGAUUUUGUAAGAAUUACUUUUAAGAAUUUCGUUCUUUUUGUAUGGUCAUGGAGCUCCAACCAUUUUUAAUAGGAAAGUUUUCCGUAAGUCGUCGUUUUAAUGUCAUUUCUGUCUUUAUAACUUGAUCAAGAAUGAUUGGAAGGCAAACAGAUUUACAAAUCAAUUCUGUGACUUUUAAAAAGUUGAAGAUGUCAGAUCUAAACCAGUGUGGCUAGUAAAAAGCAGCUCACUCAAUGUGGGUGGCUCCCUAUUCCUUUAUGCUCCCUCUAUCCCUACCCCCACAAGGCUUUCGAUUAUAAAAUACUACCAAUUUUGUUAUAAGAUUACUGUGGAGUAGUCAAGGACUCCCCGGGCCUUCUGCGCUGGUGGAAUAUUUUAUUUCGGACUGAAAACAGAGAGCACUCUCCUUGGGAAGGGAAAGCAGAGCUUGCUGAGUGAGAGACGGAGCCUCAUGGUGUACAACUGAGGGUAGUUAACUCAUCACUUCUCCCAAGCACUCGAUCCAGCUUCACCCACUGGUGUUGCUUUCCUUGAACUGUCAAGCCUUUUAUAGCCUUACCAUAAGUAUUUAGAUAUUGUGUCCUUUUCUGUGUUUUGUUUUUCUUUGGGGGUGGGGGUGGGGGGAGGUUUUGUUGUAAAGUAACUGCUUAAGUAUUAACUUUGGGUUGUCCCCUCUGUAUGUUUCAAAGGGGUUUUGGUUCUUUUUGCUUCUGUAUUCUUAAACAUGUUUUCCACUCCCACUUGGGCAUUUUGGAAGCUGGUCAGCUAGCAGGUUUUCUGGGAUGUCGGGAGACCUAGAUGACCUUAUCGGGUGCAAUACUAGCUGAGGUAAAGCUAGAAACCUACACUGUCACUUUACUGAGAUUUCUGAGUAUACUUUUCAUAUUGCCUUAAUGUAGCAGUAAUGUGUGUAUGCAUUUGUUUCUUUGCACAGACAUUUUGUCAAAUAUUAAAACUCUACUUUUUUAUGGCACAUAUUAGCAUAUAAGCCUUUAUUCCAAGAGGUAUUUAUUUUUUCACUUGUAAAAAAAUAAUGUUUCCACGUAAAGAACUCUGUUAUAUCCUAGAGGACUCUGUCUUUUUAUAUUCAGGAUAAUAAAGACUUUAAAGCAAACAUG